Messenger RNA from Penicillium brevicompactum, 855 nucleotides. Its product is annotated as aromatic alcohol reductase. The transcript is spliced from 2 exons. Bases 1 to 855 code for a protein of 284 amino acids. Gene Ontology annotation, molecular function: oxidoreductase activity. The record is from RefSeq and is a predicted model, not a curated record. NCBI's taxonomy places the organism in Eukaryota, Fungi, Ascomycota, Eurotiomycetes, Eurotiales, Aspergillaceae.
AUGGCAGGCAUCAGUAAUAUUCUUGUCCUAGGCGCAGGAGAGUUGGGCACACAGGUGCUGUCUUCACUGGCUAAACAUCCCCAAUCAGACAACAUCACCAUCACUGUCUUAUUGCGACCAUCCAGCAUUUCCUCAAAAGUUCAAGACUGGGCGCAACCAACUUCCCUGCUACACGACCAAAACAUUUCAACGGUUCCCGGUGAUCUCACGAAUGAUUCUCAAGAAUCGCUUUCUCAAAUAUUUCGCCAGUAUGACACAAUCAUUAGCUGCACUGGAUUCGCUGCUGGAAGGGGCACACAACGCAAACUGGCCCAUGCGGUACUAGCUGCCAAGGUCCCGCGCUACAUUCCAUGGCAAUUCGGAGUCGACUACGAUAUCAUCGGUCGAGGCUCCGCCCAGGACCUUUUGACGAACAGCUGGAUCUUCCUGUUUGAACCGUGGUUUGGUGUUGUCGAUUUGAAAAACAAUGCUGUUUGCGCGCUAGGAAGUUGGGAUACAGCCGUCACGGUCACGGCCCCAGAGGACAUUGGUGAGAUUACUGCAGAGAUCUUGCUUGGAGACAAGGGCGAGACCGCUUUCACCAACAACGCGAUUUUCAUUGCUGGUGACACUCUGAGCUACGCGAAUUUGGCCCUCUUGCUGGAAAAGGCCACUGGAAAACCUGUUCAGAGAACUCUGCGAACAGUUCAAUCUGCGCAGACAGAUCUCGCAAAAGAACCAACCAAUGAGAUCUACAAAUAUCAGAUUGUCUUCGGAGAAGGUCGUGGUGUGUCUUGGGACUUGUCCAAGACCUGGAACCAUGAGAACGGAAUAUUAGGUCUAACUGUUAAAGAAUAUAUGGCCCGCUAUUUGUGA